GGUGUCUUUUAUGAAUAAUCAAAAGCCGCAGAAGCCGACGCUAUCAGGCCAGCGUUUUAAAACGAGAAAAAGAGAUGAAAAAGAGAGGUUUGACCCUACCCAGUUCCAGGACUGUAUUAUUCAAGGUUUAACUGAAACUGGCACUGACUUGGAGGCAGUAGCAAAGUUUCUUGAUGCUUCUGGUGCAAAACUUGACUAUCGCCGCUAUGCAGAAACUCUUUUUGACAUCCUGGUGGCUGGCGGAAUGCUGGCCCCAGGUGGUACUCUGGCAGAUGACAUGACGCGCACAAAUGUCUGUGUAUUUGCAGCACAGGAAGACCUAGAAACCAUGCAGGCAUUUGCUCAGGUUUUUAACAAGCUAAUCAGGCGUUACAAGUACCUGGAGAAAGGCUUUGAAGAUGAAGUCAAAAAGCUGCUGCUGUUCUUGAAAGGGUUCUCGGAGUCUGAGAGGAACAAACUGGCCAUGUUGACGGGUAUUCUGCUAGCCAACGGGACACUUAAUGCAUCCAUUCUCAACAGUCUUUACAAUGAGAACUUGGUUAAAGAAGGUGUUUCUGCAGCUUUUGCAGUCAAGCUGUUCAAGUCAUGGAUAAAUGAGAAAGAUAUUAACGCAGUGGCUGUCAGUCUUCGUAAAGUAAACAUGGACAACAGGCUGAUGGAACUUUUCCCAGCCAAUAAACAAAGUGUUGAACACUUCUCCAAGUACUUCACUGAAGCAGGACUGAAAGAACUUUCUGAGUAUGUUCGGAACCAGCAAAGCAUAGGAGCUCGCAAAGAGCUGCAGAAAGAACUUCAAGAGCAGAUGUCACGGGGAGAUCCGUUCAAGGAUAUAAUCUUGUACGUGAAGGAGGAGAUGAAGAAAAACAACAUCUCAGAACAGACCGUGGUAGCCAUAAUCUGGUCAAGUGUAAUGAGUACAGUGGAAUGGAACAAAAAGGAGGAGCUGGUAGCAGAGCAAGCCAUUAAGCACUUGAAGCAAUACAGCCCUCUACUCGCUGCCUUUACUACCCAAGGCCAGUCAGAGCUGACUCUUCUGCUGAAGAUUCAGGAGUAUUGUUAUGACAACAUUCACUUCAUGAAGGCCUUCCAGAAAAUAGUGGUGCUUUUCUAUAAAGCUGAAGUGCUGAGUGAAGAACCCAUCCUGAAGUGGUACAAAGAUGCGCACCUUGCAAAAGGAAAGAGUGUGUUUCUGGAGCAAAUGAAAAAGUUUGUUGAGUGGCUCAAGAAUGCUGAAGAAGAGUCCGAGUCUGAAGCUGAAGAGGGUGACUGACCUGUGAAACUCUGUCCUCAGUAAAGCAAACAGCUGUAGAUAAGA
Molecule: messenger RNA, 1315 nt
Organism: Pogoniulus pusillus (Red-fronted tinkerbird)
Lineage: Eukaryota; Metazoa; Chordata; Aves; Piciformes; Lybiidae
Gene: BZW1
Product: basic leucine zipper and W2 domains 1
Exons: 11
Coding region: 11-1270 (419 amino acids)
Cellular component (GO): membrane; cytoplasm
Molecular function (GO): protein binding
Source: RefSeq, a predicted model, not a curated record